This is a messenger RNA of Photinus pyralis (common eastern firefly), 1549 nucleotides long. Its product is annotated as extracellular serine/threonine protein CG31145-like. Gene Ontology annotation, molecular function: protein serine/threonine kinase activity. Gene Ontology annotation, biological process: protein phosphorylation. The record is from RefSeq and is a predicted model, not a curated record. Lineage: Eukaryota; Metazoa; Arthropoda; Insecta; Coleoptera; Lampyridae. Gene Ontology annotation, cellular component: Golgi apparatus.
ACUGUUGGGCUUUCGCAGAGCGAUGCCUGUUACCGGGAGACGCCUAAACAUGACGACCGAAUUAUAUCAGAAAGCCGAGGGGGAGCUGCUGAAAACAUUUUUCGUUUCACCGUCGGACAACUUAUGUUUUCAUGGGAAAUGUACUUAUUAUUGCGAUACGUCGCAUGCUAUUUGUGGAAAUCCGGAUAUGCUGGAGGGAAGUUUCGCGGCGUUUUUGCCGUCGAAGGAGUUCGCGCCGAGAAAGGUUUGGAGGCAUCCCUGGAGACGCUCGUAUCACAAAAGGAGAAAAGCUCAAUGGGAAACUGAAGCUAAUUACUGUUCAGUUGUCCGUGAAAUUCCGCCGUAUGAUCAAGGGCGACGGUUAUACGAUCUCAUGGACAUGGCCGUUUUCGACUUUAUGACCGGAAAUAUGGAUCGACAUCAUUACGAAACUUUCAAGCUGUUUGGAAAUGAUACCUUUCCGCUCCAUUUGGAUCAUGGCAGGGGAUUCGGUAAGCCUUUCCACGACGAGUUGUCCAUACUAGCUCCGGUGCUACAAUGUUGCAUGAUUAGACAAAGCACCUUAGAAACUUUGCUCAAAUUUCACAACGGACCCGUAAAAUUAAGUGCUGCUUUACGUAAAAGUUUAGAUGACGAUCCGGUAGCGCCGAUAUUGUGGGAGCCACACUUAGAAGCCCUAGACCGAAGGGUUCAAAUUAUACUCAAGGGUAUAAGAGAUUGUGUGCAGAAAGGAGAAGAUUUAGGAUCAGAAGGCAAUGACGCGAACGAAGACGACACGUAGCACUCGCCCUCUCUGGCAGGGUAUCGUUAAUGUAAAUUUUUGUGAAUAUUGUACAUUGUUUAGAUAGAUCUAUUGUUUUAAUGAUGGGAUUAAGUGCAUUUUAUCAACGUCGUAUUUACAAACAAGGGAGCUUGCGUAAUGAUCACCAUUAGCCCGGGGGUGUGAAAAAGGACGAGGGCUUUUGAAAUAAGCAGCCUGGCUGUCUUAAAGCUGUAAAAAUUGCGUGUACGUGCUGUGGGUACGAUGUUGAUAUGAAUUAAGUUUAUUUUUGCAUUUAAGUUAUUUAAUUUAAUUUUUAAUACCAAAUAUUAACUAACGCGGUGCGCCAAUUAACCAGAACUCUACUGUAUAUAAAUGACGAGUAAGAUAUAAUUAAGUGUCUAUUGUAUAACAUGCCGAUUUUAUUUUUAAUUUAAUUACUACGUCAUGCACAAAUGACCGAACGUGCAUAUUCAUUCAUCGGUGAUUUAAUUUACCAAAAAUUAGAUUUUAGGUUUUGCUUCUAUACAAGAGUGUGGUUUCAUUGUAAUAAUAUUACCAUCUACAAUACAGAAAAUGGUGGUAUUUGUAAAUAUUAAUAUAGUCAAUUGUUGUUUAUCUAUUAUGUUAUCUUAGUUCUUUUGCUUCUGUUGUUUUUAUUUUCUUUUAUUCGAUUAUAGCUCCAUGGUAAUGAUGUCCCAUGUAAAACCACGUCCUAAAACGGGAUCUACCAAAGCAGACUGUAUUUGUACAUUAUGAAACAAUAAAGUUUACUGUGUUUUGUUUCAA